AUGACCGGACGAGAUGACAUUACUGCCACAAUCAAGCUACACCAGGAGCUACUACACUUGCUCGCCCGAGGUGGGUUUGAACUACGUAAGUGGGCCACCAACUGUGAAGCAGUUUUAACGCACAUUCCGACAGCACUAAGAGCCACUCAACUAACGCUGAUCGACCACAUGGAUCCGUCAAUCAAAAUAUUGGGUAUAUCAUGGAAUGCUCAACGCGAUACGUUCUCAUUUCAUGUUGAAUCUUCCAAGGUUGGUGAAACAUGUACUAAACGCUCAUUACUUUCGGAAAUCGCGAGGAUUUUUGAUCCGUGUGGAUGGUUAAGCCCACUUGUGAUCGUUGCGAAGAUCAUUAUGCAACACCUGUGGAAGAACAAGUUGGAUUGGGACGACCCGCUGCCUGACACACUGAUCAAAUGGUGGUCGGAUCAUCGAUCUUCCUACGGUGCUCUUCGCUUCUUUGAAUUACCACGGCAUUGCAAUGACGAACACACUCAGGUAACCACAUAUAGUCUACACGGUUACAGUGACAGUUCGGAACAAGCUUAUGCUGCUGCUCUCUACCUAGUGUCAGUGUUUCCUGACGGUAAAUCAUCAUCACAUUUAGUUCUGUCUAAGACCAGAGUUGCACCUCUUAAGACCCAAUCAAUACCCAGGCUUGAGUUGUGUGGUGCCACGUUGUUAGCAUCCUUGACCAAACACCUAUUAGAGGCACUGUCUACAAUCAACAUAGAAUCAGUCAACUUGUGGACGGAUUCUACAAUCACUCUACAGUGGAUUCAGAGUGAUCCACACCGGUGGACUACCUUUGUAUCCAAUCGAGUGAGUCAAAUUCAAACCUGGUGUCCCUCAGCGGUGUGGCGGCAUGUCCCGUCUCAGGACAAUCCUGCGGACCUGGCCUCCAGGGGCCUGUCAGGUGAUCAACUUAUUACAAAUGCCUUGUGGUGGCAUGGUCCACAAUGGCUAUUACCCCCCAAUCCAUGGCCACAGUCUACGUUUGAAUGUGAGGAUCCAAAUCAAACUCUCCAAGAGGAACGUAAGCCACAGGUAACUACACAUGUGACCACAGAAGCUGACGCGUUUAACUCCAACUUGCUAGCUAAGUACUCGGAUUUGAGUAAGUUAUUGCAUGUCACUUGUUACAUUUUACGUUUCUAUCACAACUGCCAAAAACCUGUAGCUCUUCGUCUAACUGGAUUACCAACUGUGUGUGAAUGGCGAUCAUCCAACUUAAAAUGGAUCCGGUUAGUACAACAGGAAUGCUUUCCACUCGACCUUCAUCAGCUGCGACUGGGUCUCCCCGUCAAGUCAUCCAGUACUCUGGUCAGCCAAAACCCCUUCCUUGACAUAGCAGGGGUCUUACGCGUUGGUGGUCGACUCACUCAGUCUAGUUUACCUUAUGACAUGAGGCAUCCAGUUCUUUUACCAAAGGCACAUCUGUAUACAACUAUGGUAGUACGCUCCAUCCACCUUCUGCACCAGCAUGCUGGUCUCAAUGUCACUAUGUCUCUGGUGCGGCAGAAGUAUUGGGUUGUGCACGGGCGCAGCAUCAUCAGAAAGGUUCUUCAUGAUUGUGUUAAGUGUUACAGAUUUCGACAAGUCAAAACCCACCAACUCAUGGCUGACUUACCGGCUUUUAGAGUUAAUUACGCACCAGUGUUCAGCCAUUGUGGAGUUGAUUUUGCCGGACCUUUCAGUACUAAGCCCUCAGUUGGACGUUCAAGAAUUGUGUACAAAACAUAUUUAGCUCUCUUCAUUUGCCUGACCACCAAGGCUGUACACCUAGAAAUAGUGAGUGACUUGUCAGCCGAUACCUUCAUCGCCACACUGAAACGUUUUGUUGCCAGACGAGGCUAUCCAACUAAAAUGUACAGUGAUAAUGGUACGAAUUUUACUAGUACACAUCAUAAACUACAUGAAGUGUAUAAAUUGCUGUGCUCUCAACAAUUGAACUCAGCCCUGAAUACUUUCUGUUUGCCCAGAGAGAUAGACUGGCACUUUAUCCCACCAGCUUCGCCACAUUUUGGUGGUAUUUGGGAAGCUAACAUCAAAUCUUGUAAACGCAUACUCCAACGCAUAACUCUAAAUAGUGUCUUUAUAUAUGAAGAAUUACACACAUUGUUUUGUCAAGUCGAAGCGCAACUUAACUCUCGACCACUUUGCCCCGCCAGUAUGGAAGCCACCGAUUACUCAGCACUGACUCCCGGGCACUUCCUGUUAGGUAAAGCUCCUAUGUCAUUACCUGAAGUCGACAUUCCUGAGCCAACACCCACCAAUCGACUCACCAGGUGGAAUAGAAUACAGAAAAUGCAGCAGUCCUUCUGGAAACAAUGGUCGCAAGAUUAUUUGGCUACACUACAGCAACGGAAUAAAUGGACCACUCCCCAGCCUAACCUCCAAGUCCACGAUCUCGUUCUCCUCAAGAAAGAAAAUAUGGCUCCCACUCAGUGGCCCCUAGCCAGAAUCCUCGAGGUGCACCCCAAUCCUGCAGACCACUUCGUGCGAGUUGUCACACUGAAGACAAAGGAUUCGGUGCUAAAGCGUCCUAUUAAUAAACUCAUAAGACUGCCUAUCGAACAUUAG
Messenger RNA from Macrosiphum euphorbiae (potato aphid), 2580 nucleotides. The record is from the annotation of a GenBank genome assembly. Lineage: Eukaryota; Metazoa; Arthropoda; Insecta; Hemiptera; Aphididae.